AGCGAGAAAAGAAAAAAAUUCAUCCAUUGAAGAAGGACCUUAGGUUAAGCCCCAUGGUGUGAUUCAUGGAAAGAUCACCAGAGAAUAAUCUUAGCCGAAAUGAGCACAUCAUCAUUGACAUUCCAAGAAAUGCCGCCAUUGCAUCAUCAUCAUCUUCUCAUGAUAGAAUCUCAAAUGUUUUGGAACCUUUACAACAUGAGGAAGAUAGACCUUCAACUGUUCCUCCCAUGGCUGCUCCUCAGCCAGCUACAGCUACAGCUUCUUCUUCUUCUUCUAUGCGAUCAAAUCCUAGAAGUGUCCGUCGUAGAAGAAGUCCUUUGAAUUCUGGCUUAUGGAUUUCUAUUGAGCUAUUCCUCACCGUUGGUCAGAUCAUUGCAGCCAUUGUCGUUUUGUCUUUGUCAAAACAUGAGCAUCCUCGUGCACCCUUGUUCACUUGGAUCGUGGGUUAUGCGUGUGGAUGCGUUGCCACACUCCCGCUUUUGUACUGGAGAUAUUAUCAUUCGAAUCAGGCUUCUGAACAGGAUUCUGGCCAGCAUCGUCCUAAUCUCAAUGUUGCAGCUGGACCAUUCGCCUUCUCGAUUUCCAGGACAUCUGAAGGAGAUGGUCGACAGACCAAUACCACCUCUUCUCGUGGUAGUAGAUAUCCUGGCUUCAUAAGUGCUGCCAGACUUAAAGUUAUCGUGGAAUACUUCAAAAUGGCUCUGGAUUGCUUCUUUGCGGUGUGGUUUGUGGUAGGUAAUGUAUGGAUAUUUGGAGGCCAUUCAUCUGCUGCUGAGGCUCCUAACUUGUACAGGUUAUGUUUAGUGUUUCUUACCUUUAGCUGUAUUGGCUACGCGAUGCCCUUCAUCCUCUGUACAACAAUAUGUUGCUGCUUGCCCUGCAUAAUCUCAAUUCUCGGAUAUAGAGAAGAUUUAACUCAACCUCGAGGUGCCACACCUGAGUCGAUUAAUGCAUUGCCGACUCAUAAGUUUAAGUUGAAGAAAAGCAGAAGUAGUGGCGAUGACAAUGGUUCAAGUACUAGCGAAGGUGGAGUCGUGGCGGCUGGAACAGAUAAUGAACGUGCUAUUUCAGGAGAGGAUGCUGUCUGUUGCAUUUGCUUAGCUAAAUAUGCAAAUAAUGAGGAGUUGAGAGAGCUUCCAUGCUCACAUUUCUUCCACAAAGAGUGCGUUGACAAAUGGCUGAAGAUCAAUGCCUCUUGCCCUCUUUGCAAGAGCGAAGUUGGGGAGAAGAACUCUGAUUUGACAAGCCAAGGGAUCUUGAGCUCGCUCUCUUCUGGGGAAAACGAUAACCAUCAACAACAACAACGGAGUGAACUAAGAGUUGAUAAUGGUUUGGCCAAUAAUGUUAUCUAGAUCUCCGAGAUUUGCUCUAUGUUUGAGAAAACGGCACAAGAAAGCUGUUUUGCGAUGUUCCUACACAAUAUGGGGUUUGCUUCUCAUUGCUAAGAAGGUGAAGAAAGACACAGCGAAGAUCCUGUUCUGUAAAUGCUUUUUGCCGUUGUGAAUUGGAACCUCUGAGUGUAGAAGAGUUCGAUAAUCGGUGUUGAGUUUGAGCGUGUUCCAAAUACUUGUUUUUAUUUAUUCACUGAAUUUGUCACGAGUACCACCUCUAUACGAGAGCCAGGAAUCUUUCGAGACCCUGAAAAGCUUGUGCAGCUAAAUCGCCUUAUUCGUGGACGCUCGGCGUAAAGUUGGAAUAAACCAAAUAAAAGCUUUAUACCUUU
This is a messenger RNA of Arabidopsis arenosa, 1723 nucleotides long. The record is from the annotation of a GenBank genome assembly. NCBI's taxonomy places the organism in Eukaryota, Viridiplantae, Streptophyta, Magnoliopsida, Brassicales, Brassicaceae.